AUGAGCCUUGGCCAGUUGAAGCUCCAUCAUGAAUGGAAGUACGUGGACUUUAUCUGGGAGAGUCCGCAUCAAAGGCAACAAGCGAUAGAUUCCGGCAAUUACAAUGCUAGCCUAAUUUUUUUGUAUGAUUUAGACAGGGCACCAGAUGGUAGAAGAUUCGUUACUGCGAUAAGAGACAAGGGUGUACCAGUUAGUGUGACAACGAUAACUUGGGAAAAAGGAGAAGGCGGUCCACUUUUGCGUCCGUAUCCAGAUUGGUCCUGGUACAAGGAUGAUUGCAAAGGAAUUACAGGUGGCGUUUAUAAAUUAGAAAUUAAAUGCAAUCACCUCUUCUUAGUGGAUACCGGUAGGAUUGGAGAAGAUCAAAUUUGUCCUGCGCAAUUGUUGAUCUUUGAUUUAUCAACUGACAAGCUUGUUAAACGCGUUAUUAUUCCGCGUAACGUCGCUUAUGACAAAAACGGCAUUGGAUUGUUGGCGUCAGUUGCUGUCCACGCUUCUCCGAAUUGUGAAAACAUAAAGGAUACUGCAACUGUGUUCAUGACUGAUACGGAGGGCUACGGCUUGGUGGUGUAUAAUGCGAAAACUUCGAAACUCUGCAGAAUCGAAUCCGAUUUCAUGAUACCAACUGAUGUCGGUUUCGUCAUAGAAGGUCAAUCUUUCAUCAUGGCAGACGGUAUUUUCAGCUUGACACUCAUCAAUGAAGACUUAUAUUACACUGCUUUGCCAGGAAGUAAAAUUUAUAAAAUGAAUAUUUCGAAGCUAGCAGAAUGUUCUCUAAGCGACAGCGAGGCUAAUGAAAUAACUCAACUGGUAGGCACUUUAUCAGACCAGACAGCAUCGUUAGCAUCCGAGGAAUGCGUAAUAUUUUUUAGCAAUAUUCCAAAAACGUCUAUUAUGUGCGCAGACGCUACUAAGGAAAUUAACUUCUACAACACGAUUAUCAGCCUAUAA
Linepithema humile (Argentine ant) is the source of this 951-nucleotide messenger RNA. Lineage: Eukaryota; Metazoa; Arthropoda; Insecta; Hymenoptera; Formicidae. The record is from RefSeq and is a predicted model, not a curated record.